Messenger RNA from Bactrocera latifrons, 961 nucleotides. Its product is annotated as trypsin-like. Gene Ontology annotation, molecular function: serine-type endopeptidase activity. Lineage: Eukaryota; Metazoa; Arthropoda; Insecta; Diptera; Tephritidae. Bases 56 to 718 code for a protein of 220 amino acids. The record is from RefSeq and is a predicted model, not a curated record. Gene Ontology annotation, biological process: proteolysis. The transcript has a single exon.
GUGAGUCGCACGAAAUACUAUAUAAUAAAUAAUAAAUAAAAGCGUUUUUCUAAAAAUGCUCAAGCAAUUUUCAAACGUUUUCCUGCUGCUCGUGGUUGUCAGCAGCGCCAGUGCUGCCACUAUUCACGCUGACUCCUACGUCGUUUCGGUUCAAACAGCCGACAACAAAACAAUCUGUGGCGGCGCUCUGAUUGGCAAAAAUACAGUGGUUACCUCAGCGACGUGCUUGGCUUUCUAUGAUGCUGAUCAAUUGGCUGUUGGUAUAAAUAAUGGCUCGCAAAUCAUCAAAACUAAAGCGCACAGUUUUAAAGUAGAUUUCGAUUUUGUCACCAUGGAAAAUGAUGUGGCCAUCUUGAAAUUGGCGGAAUCAGUGGACACUUCUUUUAUAAAAUUGGCGAGUAAGAAAAGAAAGACAGGGUGUACUGCUGUGGUUAUAAGCCCCAAUUUAAACAAGGUACCUGUGACCAUAAUAAACUACAAAGAAUGCGUUUCUGGAGAUUAUGGCUGGAGUGAAGAUGAUGUGUUCAGUACAAUGGUGUGCGGCCUCGUGAAAGAAAAUAAUGUUUGUGUCGGACAAGCGGGCAGUCCUUUAGUCCACAAAAAUAAGUUGAUUGGUUUGGUCUCCUGGGGUGGUUGUGGCAACAAUGGCCAUCCAGCCGUUUUUACCGACAUUACGGCAUUCCAAUCCUGGAUCAAGCAAACCACAAAGCAAUUGUAAAAUAAAUAAAUUUAAUUUUUACUUUAAAAUAAAAUGAAAUGUUUUAUAGUUAUUUUUAUAAGUAUUGUGUGAUAAAAAGCCAGCCUAAGCCUAAGUCAAAACGGCAACAACAAACAGUUGCUAUAAAAUGUCGGCACGUGAAGCGAGUUACAGAUUAUUUUUUUUUUUAUUAACUGAAAAAGCUUUAAUAGCCUAAAAUUAAAACAACAAAUUGAUAAGCUAUAUUUCAGAGAACUAGUUUAA